Molecule: messenger RNA, 381 nt
Organism: Ostreobium quekettii
Lineage: Eukaryota; Viridiplantae; Chlorophyta; Ulvophyceae; Bryopsidales; Ostreobiaceae
Source: the annotation of a GenBank genome assembly
AUGGCUUUUAUUGUGGACACUGCGGGCUUUGAGCGCACUGGCCAACAGUCGGUUGUCUUUGGGGCUGGGCAGGCUGAAAUGCACAGCAAACUGCCCCCUUCACAUUUGACCGUGUUUCGAUUGUCAUUUGCUGUUCCCCUUUCUCUACCCAAACAGCAGUUGCACAGCAGUGGGCUGCUGAGUUUGUGGGCACAACGAGGCCACGCUUGGCACACACACAACAAGGCACUAUUAGACAGGAGUAGGGAUCAAAAGUCAGGGUUGGGAAUUCAUGGUGCAGGGACACCUGUGUACGAUCAAAGUGUAGUCAUCCAUACAGGGCCCACCGUCUUUCCCAGGAUGCUUCCGGCUGCUGUGUUGUCGCAACAUUGUGAUCGUUAG